AAAAAAGUUAACCUUUGAGAUCACCAAUUGAAACCAUCUCGUUGGUGGCUGAAUCUAUUGAAAUAAUUCUAUAUAUGCUCUGUGUUAUGAAAAUUGAUGUGGAAUGAAACUAAAAUGAUCUAUGGAAAUUUGGUUUAAGAUUAAUUUUGGUAGCCUGCUAAAUAUACUUUGUUAACCAAUAACUUAUAAACAGGCAUGGUUUGGUUUGGUUAACCAAAAUUACAUGCCUAUGUUCAACAAUAUCAAUUUAUCAUCAAACGUCCAACAGUGUAUCUAACUUGAUGUGCUCUCUAUAACAAGUCAUUAGGAGGAAAAAAUGUAGAUAACUAAAUAUUCAUCUCGAUAGGUGCCAAUCAGACUCAGAAAAUUUAGCUACAAUGAGCUGUAUUAAUCUAUAUAUUCGUGAAUUAUAUUAGGGUGCUUGCCCUAUUUUUCUUAUUAGAGUAGCUGGUUUUUACAUUAGACUAUCAAUCGUUUGUCUAUAGUAAAUUAAAUGGGAAAUUAGAUUUAAUUAGUCAACGAAACCUAAAAACAACGAACUAAUUAAUGUUACAAUUUUUUUUACUAAAAUCGGGACGUAACUUAGACAACAAAACAGAGGAACAUAAUUGAAUAGUGAAAAAUUUGUAAGCCAACUAUAGAAAUUACUUUGGAAAUCUUGAACAAACUAAAAGGUAAUACUAAUUCUUCCGAGGCCAAAAAAUAACAUAAAAGGAAUGAAAAAAGAAUUGAAUACGUUGAGAGACAAAUAGUUAUGGCAAAGACAGACAAUUCAAAGUUUUAAUUGUGACGACGCGUCUAGCUUACUUAAUGCGCAUAAUGUUUGGCCAAGCCCUACCAUAUUUUGAAGACUUAUGUUUUUUUUUUUAAUUAUUAGAAAUUCCAUCUUCUUCAAAUUUGACAAUGAUAUGUCAUAAUCCAAUUGUAUUGAAAAUGAGACAUUUAACCAGAAAUAUACUUAAAUCUAGCAAAAUGUUCUAAGCUUAGGCAAAAUCUACCAUUAUCUAGCUGUAAAUACGAAAUUUUCAUUAGCAAAGCUAAUUUUAACUAAGAGCAUAAAGUAACAAUUCCAUGUCAGGCUCAUAAUACAAAACUUGCAAUGAACAAAAACAUCCGAAUCAUAAACCUAAGACUUGUAAAAAGGGAUUCACUAAUGUUUGGUUCUCAUGUUCAGUUAGAAUGCAAGCUGCAUACUAAGAGCUGUUUAAAAGAAAAGGAAACAUUUUAGUGGUAGGCUUUGAGGUACCAAAGUCCUUUAUUGCUUAUCCUCUAAACCGAUUACAAAGCUAAGAACCCUAAUUCUCUCCUAAAUACUCCUUAUACAGAGACGACCUAGAAAUCUAUCCGCCAUUGUAAAUCAUCCGUACACGUAUCACGUCAGUAUAUACCUCAUCUGAUAUGGACACCGGACCGUACACGUGAAAGAAGAAAAUCUUCAGUUGCGAUGAAUAUCAGUGGACCGAUAAUAUAUUGGGUAAUAAAAGCCCAUCGAUUAUUUUUAUAGUUCUUUAUAGUAAGCGAGGGCCCACAGAGCAACGGUCCAAUUUCAAAGCCUAAUGUGUGGGGUCAGAGUCAGAGAGACUCAGACAUUGUAACGGUCAUUUUCCUUUUCCCCCCUCGAAAUAAAUAUUUUAAUAAAAAGUUAAAAUUAAAAAGAAAAGGAAAUCGAAAAAGAGUAAAUAAAAGAUAAACCAAAUCAAUGUCUUGGAUCAAGAAAUUGUGAAAGCUCCUCGAAGGAACUCUCUAUCUUCUUCUACUCUCUCAAAAAAAUGGGUUGCUUUCCAGGUUGCUUCGGUGGCCGGAAGAAUCGCCGGCGUCAGAGGCGCAGGGAGGACCCUCGUUCCAACAAAAUCUCCGAGGGUUGUACAAAGGAUGUUAGCGUUUCUAUUGUUGAGGAAGUUCCCAAGUCUGCAAAGGAUGUUAGGAUUCCUACUGCUGUUGAAGAAGUGACUAAGGUUUCUGUCAUUCCGACCACUCACAUCUGUGAAGAGAAAGCUGAGGAGAGAAACAGUCCGAGCCCGAGUCUAAGUCGUAAGAGAGUGACUUUUGACUCCAAGGUGAAAACGUAUGAACACGUUGCAGUAGAUGAAUCUAUUGAAGAAGAGGAGGUGAAGUCGAAUCAGGCUCCAUGUUCAUCAGAGGGGAGUGAUGUUACUUCCAACUCGUCAACUUCUUUUCCUUCAAACCAUAGAUACCAGAAUUGCAGAGAAAGUGACGAUGAGGAAGAAGAGGAUGCUGUAUCAGCUUGUGAUGAAAGUGAUCCAGAAGAUGAUGAUGAUGAUGAUGGUGGUCUGCUUGAUGAAGACUAUUAUGAUGAUGAUUACGAGGAGAAGCAACACAACUGGGAUAACAACAAAGUUUACACCGAGGAGAUUCCCGAUAAUGUUUUGAAUAAAGACAAGUCUAACACGAGCGCUAGAGACAGAACCGGAUAUGUCAACGCUGUACUGAACCCCAUCGAGAAUCUCUCCCAGUGGAAAGCAGUGAAAUCCAAAGGAAGAACAAUGCAGACGCAGUCUCGAAAGGAGAACAACGUGACUCUCAUCUCCGAUCAAGAACACAAACUAAAUGCAUCCUUCAGCUUACAAGAGCCUCAGGUUGUUGAUGAGUUACCUUCAUUCAGCUUGAAACCAAAAUCAAGAGAUGGAAUCAAGAGAUCUCAAGAAGUACCAGCUGUUGACGCUAGCCUCUCAACAUGGUUAUCUACAUCGAAGACCACGACCAGCGGAUGCAGCAGCGUCUCUAUGGGUGUUCAAAGCUACGAUGAAAGACCUAUACUGGGCGCGUUGACUUCAGAGGAGAUAAAACAGUUCUCAGCAACGAACUCUCCAAGGCAAUCUCCAAGUCGGAGCCCUGAAUCACCUAUUAUCGGAACAGUUGGUGGCUAUUGGAACAGUCACUCAAUGGCCACAAGCAGGUAGAGAGAAAGUAUGAUGUCCAAAUGUCUCACGGUUCCACACAUGUUUGGUUACACUGAGUGAAAUAUCAUUUUAUUUAAUUAAUUGGCUUUGUGUGUUUUUGUGUGUAAUAAACCAAAAUGGUUGUGUGUUUGUUGUUGCAUAUGUGGGUGUUGUGAUUCAUUUGAUUUGUUUGUAUUUUA
Messenger RNA from Brassica rapa (field mustard), 3100 nucleotides. RefSeq names its product nuclear polyadenylated RNA-binding protein 3. NCBI's taxonomy places the organism in Eukaryota, Viridiplantae, Streptophyta, Magnoliopsida, Brassicales, Brassicaceae. The record is from RefSeq and is a predicted model, not a curated record. Gene Ontology annotation, biological process: male meiosis II.